GGCGCGGGCAGAGCGGCGCGGGCAGCGAUGGCCGGUGGGGAGCAGCGCGGCGCGCCCGGCGGCCCCGAGCGGGUGGCGCUGAAGAAGGAGAUCGGGCUGGUCAGCGCCUGUGCCAUCAUCAUCGGUAAUAUCAUUGGUUCUGGGAUCUUUAUUUCUCCAAAAGGAGUUUUGGAGCACACCGGCUCGGUGGGACUCGCUCUCAUUAUUUGGGUGCUUGGCGGUGGGGUGGCUGCCCUUGGCUCGCUAUGUUACGCCGAACUGGGAGUCACUAUCCCCAAAUCGGGAGGGGAUUAUUCCUACGUCACAGAGAUUUUUGGUGGGUUAGCUGGGUUUCUGCUGCUGUGGAGUGCCGUGCUUAUCAUGUACCCUACCAGUCUGGCCGUCAUUGCGCUGACCUUCUCAAACUAUGUCCUGCAGCCCGUCUUCCCUAACUGUAUUCCCCCCUAUAAUGCCUCCAGGAUCCUCUCCAUGGUGUGUUUACUCCUCCUGACCUGGGUGAACAGCUCCAGCGUUCGAUGGGCAACCCGCAUUCAGGAUAUAUUUACAGCAGGAAAACUCUUAGCCCUGGCCCUUAUCAUUAUUGUGGGCUUCAUACAGAUCUUUAAAGGAAACUAUGAAGAGCUGACACCAAGCAACGCAUUCAAUUUUUGGAUGACUCCAUCCGUGGGGCAUUUAGCAUUAGCUUUUCUUCAAGGGUCGUUUGCAUUCAGUGGCUGGAACUUCUUGAACUAUGUAACAGAAGAACUGGUAGAUCCCCGCAGGAACCUACCUCGUGCCAUAUUCAUAUCCAUCCCAUUGGUGACAUUCGUGUAUACGUUCACCAACAUUGCAUAUUUCACUGCCAUGUCACCCCAAGAGCUCUUGUCCUCCAACGCUGUGGCGGUAACAUUUGGUGAAAAGUUACUGGGCUAUUUUUCCUGGGUUAUGCCAGUCUCAGUGGCCCUAUCUACAUUUGGAGGAAUAAAUGGAUACCUUUUUACCUCAUCAAGGUUAUGUUUCUCUGGUGCCCGAGAAGGCCAUUUGCCAAGUCUGCUUGCCAUGAUCCACGUCAAGCACUGCACGCCCAUCCCCGCACUGCUCGUCUGCUGUUUGGCCACUCUCAUCAUCAUGCUUGUUGGAGACACAUACACGCUAAUCAACUACGUGUCAUUUAUUAACUACCUCUGCUAUGGAGUGACAAUUAUAGGCCUGAUCGUGUUGCGCUGGAAGAAACCCAAAAUUUUCAGACCGAUCAAGGUGAAUCUCCUCAUCCCCAUCACUUACCUGGCGUUUUGGGCAUUUCUGCUGAUCUUCAGCUUAUACUCCGAGCCGGUCGUCUGUGGCAUUGGACUCAUUAUCAUUUUAACUGGAGUGCCGGUGUUUUUCCUCGGAGUCUACUGGAGAAAUAAACCAAAGUGUGUAAAUAGGCUAAUAGGUAAGGCAGCGCCGCGGUGCCUCGCUGCGCUCCUGGGGCUGCUCGGGGCUGCCAGGAUCCGCUUAACCUCGGCCACAUGGGCGCUAAAACAGCCAGGGAACCGGCCAGCGAGCCCCACCACCGCUCUCAGCCGCGGGCACAAGGUGGCCAGGCAGCGCUUGCCUUUGGGCAACUGCUGUGCUCACUCCUGCCUCCUCUCCUGCGCCCCUGCGACUCCCCAUCCACCCGGCUCGCCCACAGCAGCCUGUCCCAGAGCAGACACGCUGGAGGGCAAUUUUAAACACAUGGAGGAGAAAUGAGUUCUCACAAAAGGACUAAUAAAUGGCCGAGGGCUUUGCCUCCCCCCUGCCCUGCUUUCUUCCUGGCGGGAUGCGCGUCCCUUCACGCGUGGGGUGGCCCCGGCAUCGCUUCUGCUUGGCAGAGCCUGAGCAUCCCCAUUAAC
Chroicocephalus ridibundus (black-headed gull) is the source of this 1856-nucleotide messenger RNA. It is a transcript of the gene SLC7A10, whose product is annotated as solute carrier family 7 member 10. The transcript has 10 exons. Gene Ontology annotation, molecular function: L-amino acid transmembrane transporter activity; neutral L-amino acid transmembrane transporter activity. The coding region runs from base 28 to 1713 and encodes 561 amino acids. Gene Ontology annotation, cellular component: membrane. Gene Ontology annotation, biological process: D-serine transmembrane transport; amino acid transmembrane transport; D-alanine transmembrane transport. The record is from RefSeq and is a predicted model, not a curated record. Lineage: Eukaryota; Metazoa; Chordata; Aves; Charadriiformes; Laridae.